CAAACACCUUGUGGCAUUUUGCUCGCUACUACAACUGGCGCUAUGUUUAUAUCUGCUUGGGGAGAUAAGAAAUAACUUUCAAUUCGAGCAGAUGGACGCGUAGUUCGACAGAGGCAACUGAUUUCAUGCACAGACGCCAUAAUCUUUUUACGACCCUUCAGCUGGACGCGUUCACAUAAGCGGAAUAUUAAAUGUCUGCUAUUUUGAAUAUUCGCCUGUUGGCGGUCUUGUGUUUGGUCUACGAGAUCCGAUCUGGAAGAACCUACUCGGAGAGCUACGAUCGUUUAUGUGAAACCAUAAGUCAAAAGGCAACCAAACAAAGGUUAAAAUUAUGUGGAGAAAGCAGAAGCACUCUCAGAGAAUUUAGAGUAAGAAGAGGUGUCAACACAACACAAAAAAGUACACAAGCUGUGAAGCAAGUGACCUCAACUAAACGACCGUUGUCUUCAUACCGAUUCCGCACGCCAUGGCCAACGUCUACAAAUGGAUUUUUAAUUAGUGCGGGAAGCCUUAACUGGACUGCGAAAUGUACGGAAGAUAAGAAUUCAGGAGCAGCGGCUAUCACUUGGGGAAUACCGACACCUGAACCUGGGAGAGAUGAGUGUACUGGCUAUUAUAUUAUUUGGGACACUGCUACCUGGGGCACUUUCUGCGAUCAAAUCGCAGAUAAGAACGUAACAUCGUAUAUCAUAGACGCGUCAAAAGGAUGGGAUGGCAAAGAAAAGCUGGGUAUCUCGAUAUUACCACUGCCAAUGACUGAAGGAGGAACGUUUACUCAUCGCACAUUCGAGCCUCCAAGCUGCUCAGAUCCACCCUUCAACAAUUACACCAAUACAACAAAAACAAAUCCAACAGAGAGCAAUAAAGGCACAUCUACAGACAAGAACAUGAAGUCGGAAACAAAUUCAGCAAAAACCACUCACGCGACUUUCAAAAACGAGGUACCACGACCUGGCAAAAAAAACAACGCUUCUGAUAAGCCUGUCGUGAAUAAGCUGGUUUUCUCGAUUGUUAUUACUUGUAUUGCUAUCGCCAUUCUCGUCCUUCUUCUUCUAUUUUACAAAAGAAGAUCAAGUGUUAAUAAGAUCAUACGUUCGUAUGAGACCCACGAUAAAGGUGCUCCACACUAUGUUUCCUACCACAUGGACAACAAAAGUGAAAUAAAAAAUUUGGCGAGAUGGCUUAAAACUAAGAAGAUUAACGCGGUGAUAGAUAUUCUCUUCACCAAAACUAACCCACAAGCAUGGAGUGAAGCACGUUUACUGGAGGCUGAAAAGAUUAUCAUCGUUAUUACCUCAGAAUAUUUAAAAGUGUGUAACUUAUUCCACUCAGAGAAAAAUCAGAAGGAGAAGUUAUCAUAUAAUGAUCAACGCUGCUCUAAUGAAAUAUCAUUGAUAAGGAAUAAACUGGGAGAAAAUUGUUUGGCCUCGGAUAAAUUCGUUGGAAUACUCGUUGGAACCAAGAAGAAAGAUUUGCCACACUGGAUGUUGCAAUUAAAUUGUUUCGAAUAUAAGAAUGGGUCGCUGGAUGAAGAGAUUUUAGGAAAACUCAAGCCUUGCACUUACUAUAAUAGUGGAGUGAUGGAAAUCAGUGUCGACUAAUCAAUCACUCUCCCUAAGAACAGUCUUCAUGUACAUUUCAUGACAGUUGGUCCAAAAUUGGUCCAUCACAUGUUACUUAUCGAGAGUUUAUGAAAUAAUCUUCUGGUGGAUCCAUUUGUAUAUUUUUUUGACCGUUGUCAGCACAAAUCAGGACAAACUUCGAUUACGAACAUUACUUUACUGACCCAGUAACCUUUAGAGUAAUGCAAACAAUUGCGGUUGUAGCUUCAAAAGUCAUGGCAAACAUUGCAUCCAUUCGGUGUGUAUAUAUUCAAUCAUAUGUGUGUAUAUAUUCAAUCUUACAAAUUUGAUUACUAUGUUUAAGUUAAUGAUUAUCCAUGCAAGACUAACGCCUGUAUUCUAAAAGCUUACUCACAUUCAAACUCGUUGAGUGGGACUGUGGGAGAUUUCAACUUUUCAAAACGUUUGCAUGGCAAUAUUUUCACUCUAAUAUACGAGCUUCAUUUUUAGUGUUUCACGUUAGAUCUUUGAUCAGUAAUAAAAAUUCAGUGUGAGUGUGAGUGAGCUUUUUGAAUACAGGGGUUAUUGGUUAGUUCAACAGUGGUGAAGUAGCGGUACAGUCAAAAUGAAUUGGUACAGAACAGUUAAACGAUGCUUGAUAUCAAUUUCCAAAGAAUGUUUAAGAACACAAAUCUACCAAUGGAAUGAUUUUAAAAACCUUUAAGCUAAUAUUUCUCUAAAUCAGUAAAUAUGUGCGAUUAUAUUUUGAUUGUAUACUGACGCUAAAUCCACCACAGUAAUUCAGUAAAAUUUCUGUAUUUCCAUGUAUAUUUAUGACAAAAAAGAGUUACGAAUUGUAAUUUUGACCAAGGUACUUGCCUGGCAUUGUGCCUCUCUAUUACCUAGUAAAUUUAUUAUAAAUACACUUCAGU
This is a messenger RNA of Dendronephthya gigantea, 2494 nucleotides long. RefSeq lists its product as uncharacterized. The transcript is spliced from 13 exons. The coding region runs from base 192 to 1601 and encodes 469 amino acids. The record is from RefSeq and is a predicted model, not a curated record. NCBI's taxonomy places the organism in Eukaryota, Metazoa, Cnidaria, Anthozoa, Malacalcyonacea, Nephtheidae.